Molecule: messenger RNA, 1572 nt
Organism: Sinocyclocheilus rhinocerous
Lineage: Eukaryota; Metazoa; Chordata; Actinopteri; Cypriniformes; Cyprinidae
Product: transmembrane protein 121-like
Exons: 1
Coding region: 358-1344 (328 amino acids)
Source: RefSeq, a predicted model, not a curated record
CUGUGGGAGUGAGUUAAGGCGAGAGGACUAAUGACUGACAGCGGUAUCAGGUUUGCUGUGUGGUACAAAGGAGUACAUUCUGUGCAUUAGGUUGUUUGCUUCUGGCUGAAUUUAGAAACUGCAAGUGUGGCUCAUUCUUGAUAUUUUUUCCUUGCUUCCUCAUUAUCUCUUUCUCCCAUCCCGCCUCAUUUUGAGGAACAGGUUGCUGUGCUAUUAAGCAGAUUUAUAUUAACCACUGUUUCCAGGACUGCUGUGCCUUUGGGAUGAACAUUUAAGGCAACUCGUAUGGGUCUACAAAACUCUGUUUGAUUGAACAUUCAACAACCCAUCGUUUUUAUCUUGUCCCUCAUAAUCAACAUGGUCCCACCGCCCCCUUCCAACAAGCCACACGUUUGCCUUUCAUGUGUGCUAAUCAUGAGCAGCAUGGCUCUGCUGGACGCCUACCUUGUGGAGCAGAAUCAAGGUCCACGGAAGGUGGGUGUCUGCAUCAUGGUCAUGGUAGGGGAUGUGUGCUUCCUCAUCGUGCUGCGGUACAUUGCGGUAUGGGUCGGUGCUGAGGUACAAACUGCUAAACGUGGCUACGCCAUGAUCCUUUGGUUCUUCUAUGUCUUUGUGCUGGAGAUCAAGGUAUACUUUGUUUACCAGAACUACAAGGCAGAAGGCGAGAGAGUGGACGCUCUUACCUGCAAGGCUUUGACAGUGCUGCUUUCUGUGUUUGUCCCGGGACUUUACGUUACGCUGGCAGCCAUCGAUCACAUGGAAUACGUUCGUCCGCUCAAGAAGAGGGAGGAGUUGAGAAGUCGGCUGUUCUGGGUUGUGGUGGAUCUUCUCGACAUUUUGGACAUUCAGGCCAGCCUAUGGGAGCCUCAGAGAAAAGGGCUCCCUCUAUGGGUGGAGGGCCUUACUUUUUUCUACUGCUACAUACUACUUCUAAUACUGCCGUGUGUGUCAUUGAGUGAAAUUAGCAUGCAAGGUGUGAACAUUGUGCCGCACAAGAUGUUGUUGUAUCCCAUUCUGAGUCUGGUCGCCAUCAACUUUAUUACAAUUUUUAUACGAGGAGGAAAUAUGGUGUUUUAUAGGGACAUCCGAGUGUCUGGAAUACUCAUGGGUAAGAACGUCCUCGCCAUUGUCCUGAAAAUGUGCAGCUUUGUGCAGUACCGGAGACACCUGCAGGAGGCGCCAACACCCGCUCUCGCUCCAGAACUACAGAGGGACACAGUGCCACAAAGUUCUCGAGGGGCAGUGCCAUUCGUAAUGCCCAUGCCCGUCAGCAUGCCAACUCCGCAGGUAGUCAUACAAGAUCUCACCACACUUCCAGAAGAACCCGAACUUGAGGAAACAUGACAAGAUGGGGAAUGAGAAGGGUUCGUACUGAGGAUACUUGGACAAUGCACAACAUGAACUGCUUUGAGAUUUUUUGUCCUAAUGUUAAUCCGGGUGUACACUGUAUGAUUUACUAUUUUAAGAUCGUUUCUUAUCAGACUGUAUGAUGACGUUAAUGACUGGAUACAUACCAGACCGUUCUGCACAUAGGCCAGACAUUUAGCUCGACUUGACUGCACUGAUUAGGCA